AUUCACUAAAAACUUUCUUCUUCAUAAUCAUUGUUUUUCACGGUUUUUAACAUUUUCCAAGACGAAAUUCUUCGAAAUCUAACAAAAAUAUACAAAAAAUUAAACGAAAUUUCGAAAAAGAAUUAAAUAAAGCUUACAGUAAGCAAAGAAAAAAAAGAUACCUAGAAAUAAGUUAGUGUAUGAAUACGUGCGCGACAACGACUCUGACGCAAAAUAGAGAAUCUGGCAAGCAAGCAACACCUUAGAAAAAAUGCUCCAAAGAAAAUGUAAAUUGGAAUUGUGGUGACGCUGCUGCUGCUCCGUUCAAGAAUACAAAACGAAUUCAAGUUAGAAUAGAAUAUUUAUCCCCAUCAGCAUACAAGCUAGGUGGUAAAGUGAGUGUGUCUUAUUGUGCAGUAUAAUUUUAACAACAACAACAACACACGAGAAUAAAAAAAUACAUAUAAAAAAGAAUUUUUGUGUGGAUAUCAAUCAAACUGGAGAAGUGGAAGACAACGCUAACGCUAAAAAAUGCCAUUAAAAUUUCUUAAGAAAUGUCGACAAUAUAAUGUGACAUCGAAAAGUCUUUUCGUUAUAUCGGUGCACCAUUUAUUGGAUACCACAACUACAGUCGAUUGUACGAUCAGUUCAGAGAGCAAAGGUCAGGAAUGUCUCGACAAUGUCUGCCAACGUCUACUCAUUCAACAGCCAGAAUUUUUCGGUCUCCGCUAUAUAGUCAAAGGCAAAGAAGAUGAAAUGAAAUGGAUCGAUUUGGAGCGUUCCCUAAGUCGACAAUUGGAAAAGUAUGCAGCCGGAACCAAGAUAUUUUUGCGAGUACGUCACUACGUCACCACCGGUGUGCGACAUUUGAGUGACGAGGUGACGCGUUACUAUUAUUUCCUGCAGCUCAAGAAUGAUAUCUAUGAGGGUAAAAUCGCUUGCGACAUACGCACGGCCAUACUGUUAGCGCUGUAUUGUCGACAAGCCGAAUAUGACAGCUAUCAGAGCGAUAAGCAGAGUAAAGAUUAUUUGAAAAAGUCACUGGUAUUGCCGAAAAAUCUUCAAGGUUUGGCUAAUGAUGACAAUCUCCUGGAUAGUCUAAUACUCGAAGUUCUGCAACAACAUUCUGGCAUACAACACCUGACCACGUCUCAAGCUGAGGAAAUGUACAUACAGUGCUGUCAACAACUGGAGGGCUAUGGUGAAGAACGCUUCCAGGCCAAAGAUAAUCUCAGCAAUGAUAUCAAUCUUGGCCUAGCCAUCAAUGGCAUGGUGGUGACUGCUGAAAAUGGUCGUCAGUAUUUCCCAUGGAAAGAUUUUCACACUGUGACCAUUGAUAAGCGAACCAUACGCAUUGAACAGAAUAAAUCGGAUGGCACCCUAUUUGUGGGAUCGUUUAUAUUUCCGGAAGCCGAUACGGCUCGUUACUUUUGGAAGUUGUGCAUAACACAGCAUAAGUUUUUCAAACGUUACAUUGACGAAGAUUCCUCCUCGAGUAUGGGUGAUGUGGAAAGUGCAAAUGGUAUUUCAAUAGGUGGAGGAGCAGAAGGCAUAAAUGCCUCUGCUUAUAAUGGAUAUGAUUUAAGUGAUUCGCGAGAAGAUCUCUUACUCGAACAUCGUGCCAUUUAUGUGCCUGGAGCAAAUAAUUCUGUAACGAUUGGUGGCGGUGGAAGUGGCGGAGGUAAUGGCUAUCAGCAGCCUCUGAGCUCACAGCAGCAACAAACGCAAGAGUAUAUGUCAUCUGCCCAGUCUUUGCAUCAUCCAGUAAACUCGCAAUUGCCACCGCAUGGUCUAAUGGCUUCGGCCAACUCUUCGUCAGCUUUAAUGUCUUCCAAUAUCUCUUUGGCAGCUAGUCAUCAGUCGGGCAGUGGUCGACAGUCUGAGAACAAUGGUAUAAAUGGCAGCGGGGCUUUGCAUAUGGGUAGCCAUCAUGGUAGUGGCGGAGGUCAGCUGGGACAGAGUUGGCUUAGCAAGGAAUACUCCCAUGAUUAUGUCUCAUCCUCGCAACAUUUGUCGAAUAGCAUAUUGGAUACACGUCUUCAAAGCAGCUCUUGUCAAGAUCUAAGCAAUAACAACCUACAUAGUAGCUCUAGUUUUCUGGGCCACCACAAUAACAAUAAUCACCUGCUGGCAGCCGAUGCCCACGAAAGAGAACGCCUGAAAGCCAUGUUGCCCACUUAUAGACCGGCCCCAGAUUAUGAAACUGCAGUCCAGCUCAAAUACCGCUCCCCUUCCAAUGAACUCUACAACUUGAAUCAAUUGCAAUAUCAGGCUGCCGCCUUGGCAGCGCACAACUCGGCUGCUGUCUAUUAUGCCGGUUCACAGCCUGAUGUCCAUCAGGCGGGGGAAGGUUUAUUGCUAGGCCACAUGGCCACACAUCGCUAUCCAGAUGUGGCGCAACCAGCUCAAGCCAUGCAUGCUCAAUACAAUUUAAGUGGUUCAUCUCAAGCCGCCGUUAUGGGAGGAGGCUCUUCGCAAGGCAACAAUGUGUACGUUGAUGCCGUCUCACAGCGUUUACAAAUGAUGCGCAACAAGCCCCCACCUCCUUAUCCGGUAAAUCGUUUGAGUUCAUCUUCCACACCUGACUUGGCGGUGGCCACACACCGACCACUGCUGGGCUAUCGUGCUUAUGUGUCAGGCUCCUCUCCGGAUUUGGUAUCAAAUCGUAAUCUAUUAAACUCGCAAUACCCAUAUGUGGGACAGACUUCAGGGCUGGUGGGUGGUUCGAAUAUUGGAGGCCAAAUAACCACUUCCUCGGGGGCUACAAUGUUACACCAAUAUCCUUAUAUGGGCCACAUGGGGCAUUCCCAGUCUUUCCUGCCACCCCAUGGUACAUUUGAAAAUUUAAAUAUGAUCGAGGAGCAACCUUCGAUAAUGUCACAAUUGAGACAAUCGGCCUUGUCGCAAGCAGCUGCUGUCGCUGCCGCAGCAACUAAUCAAAGCUAUGAGCAGAACUCUCCAACCCUGCCUCCAUCGGGAUAUCGGUCUUUUGCAACGAUGCAACAGCAGCAACAACAACAACAGCAAUCAAUGCAACCCGCAGUCUUGCAACGUAAUGCCAUGAAUGGUUCCAUAGAACCGAUAUAUGAGAAUGUGCCACUGCCGCAAUAUCAAACCAGCUCAGCAUCAGUAACACCACAACGCAAUACAGAGCAAAGAUCGUCGGGCUCGUCCACUUACAACAACAAUGAGCAAGCUAUGCGUAAUCGCACAUCUUCUAUGCAAUCGGCCCCUGGCAGUGCAGCAGCAGGUAUGCACAACCAACAACCACCGGUACCGGCUGCAAGACAACAUCAUCAUCAGCAUCAUAUACAGCAAAGGGAACAAACAACACCGCAACCGCAGCAACAACAGCAAUAUUUGCAUACACCUGAUGAGCCGGAUGAGAUUUCCAUGAACAUCAAGAAAUUUAAUCAUCAGACUCAGCCGGAUCGUGCGGCUAGUACCGAUAUACAGUUAAUGGAACCCUCCACCCCACAGAGAGCAAUACGAGCUGCAUCAGCGGCGCCCGCCAUAGGUCAGAGCAACAGCGGUAGCCAAGAGUUUGUAAUGCCUGUUAAAGUCACUCCACCGCCCAGACAACACAGGAAUAUGAAGAAUUCCUCUUCGUCGGUGUCUGCAGCGGAUGUGCUGCAACCAGCUCCAACUUCCACACCUAUGUCUCCAUCAUCCGCAUCCGCCAUGAAUUCCACACGCCUAACGACAUCUAUGUCACACGACGACUCACUGAAUCAUCAAUUUUCCACCCUAAACUUGUCUUCCAACUCCUCAUCGUCCAUGUACAAUACCACAUUUGAUACAACAACACAAAGCACCAGCACAGGGAAUUCAUCCACAGCAACGGCGAAACAGGAGAAGCGUAAAAAACGAUGGAAUUUCUUGGGAAGAAGUAAAACACCCGACAAACAAAAGUCCGCCACCUUGGGACGAGAAAAGGCAACGACAAAUACGAAAUUGCAAAAAAUUAAAUUGGCUCAGGAUGAUCUAAAUCUGCAUCAUCGCUGGUCGACGGGCGUGCCAAAGCUACAACCCAUAUCGGGACAAUUUUCCAAGGAUAAACUGAGUCAAAUACUUAACGAUAAACUGAAUGAUUCUCAACUCUUCAUGGAGUUUGAAGCUAUACCCAAACGAAGAGAAAUGGCUCGUUAUGAUUGUGCCUUAAUGGAAGAAAACACCAUGAAGAAUUCGGAUCCUAAUUUUCUGCCAUAUGAUGAUAAUCGAGUUCGUCUAACACCAACAAUGGAGAAUCGUCAUGGCUAUGUCAAUGCCUCCCAUAUAUCGGCUACAGUUGGCAAUAAACAACGCUUUUAUAUUGUUUCCCAGUCGCCGCAUGAGGAAUUAACAACACGAAUUUUCUGGCAAUGUGUAUGGGAAGCUGAUGUUUAUUUAAUAGUUCAGUUAUCGGAGGAUCUAAAUUAUAUACCGCCUAAUACAAAUCGUCGAAUGGAGUUUGGUCAGUUCCAGGUUUAUCAGGAAUUUUCACAAACUACCGAUCGUUGUAUAACCAGCAAACUACGUCUUUAUCACAUACAAUCAAGACGAUAUCGUUCUGUAUGGCAUCUCAACUACACCGAUUGGGGUGAACAAAAUUGCCCGCGUGAUGUAAAUCAUUUCUUGGAGUUUCUGGAAGAGCUCAAUUCUGUGCGCAUGGCUUCUAUAAAUGAAGUGCCGCCGGGACACAAUACAAAUCCGCCAGUACUAUUGCAUUGUCUUGAGGGUGGGGGCAGAUCGGGUGUAACAUUAACAGCGGAUUUACUAUUAUAUACUCUGGACCACAAUGAGGAUUUGGAUAUACCUCGAGUUAUUGGAAAUUUACGACAUCAAAGGGAUAACAUUAUACCUUCUCUGGCUCAGUAUAAGUUUAUUUAUAGUCUUCUUAUUACCUAUCUAAAACGAACGAGAUUGAUCUAAGGCUUUACCUUAAACCCUCUAUGAACAAAAUACGAACCUCUUUUCUACUUCAUUGUUUUGUUCUUUAACACUGAUUGUGUAUUAGUUUUAUUAAGUUAAGCCUCAUUUGUCUGCUUUUGCAAUCCAAUUGCUGUCCUACUUAAUUUAUUUUCUAAAGAGAACACGAACAAUUAUACUUUUACAUUGGGUGCUUGUUGUAAUUUUUCCUUCAUUUUGUAUUCUAUCCCUUUAAAACCCCUUUCAAAUCGUUUUUGUUUUCUAAUUUAUGUAUGGCUUUCUUGUAUAUAUACAAGUCUAUAAUUAUGCGAAAAUAAAAAAAUUAUUAGAUUUUUUUUAGUAUUUUUAUAAUAUUUAUAUAGUAUAUAUACACACACACAUAUGUAUUUUUUUAGUAAUUUGUUGUCUUAGAACUAGGGAGUUAUGAAAAACGCUCUCGUUAUCAUUUAUUGUUGAUACAACUUCAUUAUUCAUCAUCAAGUUUUCUUGUUGUUAGCAAUUUAAGCUUAAGACAAAAACGAGUUUAAAAAAUUGUGCCUUGUAUUAAAUAAAACAAA
Stomoxys calcitrans (stable fly) is the source of this 5444-nucleotide messenger RNA. RefSeq names its product tyrosine-protein phosphatase non-receptor type 14 (gene Pez). Gene Ontology annotation, cellular component: cytoskeleton. The record is from RefSeq and is a predicted model, not a curated record. Lineage: Eukaryota; Metazoa; Arthropoda; Insecta; Diptera; Muscidae. The transcript has 8 exons. The coding region runs from base 511 to 4890 and encodes 1459 amino acids. Gene Ontology annotation, biological process: protein dephosphorylation. Gene Ontology annotation, molecular function: protein tyrosine phosphatase activity.